AUUCUCUAAUUGACAUUUUAUAUACCCAAAAACAGAUCCAAAAGACCGUCGCGACCACCGUCGCGAUAUAUUAUAUACAUCAUGCACGAGCACGAACUUUCUUACAUGGGUCCUCGGGCCUUCAACCACUCCCAAAGCAAUGAUGCCGAAUCCGAAUACGAUCGUCUUCGCGACCUCGCAAGACAAGAAGCCUCGAAGCGCAACUCCUGUUUCCAGCGCUCCCAAGAAGCAUACGCGUCCGGCGACGGCGCAGCAGCCAAAGAACUCAGCGAGCAGGGCAAAGCGCACGGCCGCAAGAUGGAGGAGUAUAACCGACAAGCGUCAGAGUUUAUUUUUCGCGAGAACAACGCGCCGGGGCGCGUUGAUGCGGAUACAAUCGAUCUUCACGGACAAUUUGUUGAAGAAGCAGAAGAUAUCCUUGAAGAGAGGAUUAAGUACGCGAGGAGUCAAGGGCAGACUCAUCUGCAUGUGAUUGUUGGCAAGGGAAACCAUUCCGCGAACCAUGUUCAGAAGAUCAAGCCGCGCGUGGAGAAGGUCUGUCGCGAGCUGGGCCUGCAAUAUGCGACGGAGGAGAAUGAAGGCAGAAUCUAUGUCAAUCUUACUGGCGGCGCGGCGGAUAGUCUUCCUUCCAAACCGUCGCAUGGACAUGGACAUCAACAACAGCACUACCAACAACCGCAUCAACACCAGCAACAGCAGCAGGGUAACCAGGAUGAGAUUGAGCAAGUCGUCAAUGCGAUACUGCCGCGGGUGCUGCGCAAGCUGGAGAAGGCUUGCUGUGUUGUUAUGUAG
Molecule: messenger RNA, 792 nt
Organism: Aspergillus nidulans FGSC A4
Lineage: Eukaryota; Fungi; Ascomycota; Eurotiomycetes; Eurotiales; Aspergillaceae
Product: Smr domain-containing protein
Exons: 4
Coding region: 82-792 (236 amino acids)
Biological process (GO): nuclear-transcribed mRNA catabolic process, non-stop decay
Source: RefSeq, a predicted model, not a curated record